Molecule: messenger RNA, 7476 nt
Organism: Sesamum indicum (sesame)
Lineage: Eukaryota; Viridiplantae; Streptophyta; Magnoliopsida; Lamiales; Pedaliaceae
Product: O-fucosyltransferase family protein
Source: RefSeq, a predicted model, not a curated record
CGUGUGUGGAAAGUUGAAGUUAGUGUUUCACCAUACCUAGUUACAUUGUGAGUGAGCUGCUGCUGAAGGAGAAACCUACUGAGUAGUUCAAGAGAAACGAGUGUGGAUUUCUCUUUCGGUAUAGUCUGAAUUAUGCGUCGAAUGUAAUUAGACAGGUAUCAUAAAGAUUAUAUAGUAUAGUGGAGUAGGCUCGGUGCCACAUAUACUGGCCAUAGAGUUCGCUCGGGGCACGUGGAAUACGAAUUUUGGGGAAUCCAUGUCAUAUCGGCCCCAUUUCCAUUCCGUCAAAGAACUUGUAAAUUCCAGCUCUCAAGCAAACGGCAAUGGAUUUCACUCUUCCCUACUCUGCCAGAGGCACCAGCAAAUGGAAAAGGAGGCCCACACUUGACCGAAAACCACUCGUUGUGGCCGCCUUCCUCAUCAUUGCUCUCUUCAUCUCCUCCAAAGCCUUCAUUUCCUCUUCUAUCCUCCCCAUUUCCGGAGAUUCCCGACCCCUCCUCUCACAACCAUGUCCGAGCACCGUCGGUGGUCCAGGAGAAAAGUUCCUCUGGUACGCGCCGCACAGCGGGUUCAGCAACCAGCUCUCCGAGUUCAAGAACGCUAUUCUGAUGGCAGCGGUUUUGAAUCGGACGCUGAUUGUGCCUCCUAUUCUGGAUCAUCAUGCUAUUGCCCUUGGAAGUUGCCCAAAGUUUAGGGUUUUGGAUCCGAAUGAGUUAAGAUUCAAAGUCUGGAAUCACAGUAUUGAGCUCCUCCGUAAUCGCAGGUACAUAUCUAUGUCCGAUAUCAUUGAUCUUUCAUCUCUAAUGUCAGCUGUCAGAUUUAUAGAUUUCAGGGUUUUUGUAUCAAUGUGGUGUGGGGUGAAUCUCAACUUGGGUUGUGGUAUGGACUCAAGCAUGAAUUCUUCUUUGCUUGAAAAGCUAAAACAAUGUGGAUCAUUACUAUCUGGAUACGACGGCAAUGUGGACAGUUGCUUAUUUGCAUCGCAAGAAGAUUGUAGAAAUACAGUAUGGACAUACCAAACUGAUGAUGAUGGAAUUUUGGAUUCAUUCCAAGCUGAUGAUGAAGUCAAGAAGAAAAGGAAGAUUUCAUUCUUGAGGAGAAGGAAAGAUGUCUAUAAGGCCCUUGGUCCUGGCUCUGCAGCUGGAACAGCCAUUGUUCUGGCACUUGGUAGCCUUUUCACUUCAUCAUAUAAGGGGUCCGAAUCGCAUAUUGACAUCCAUGAAGCUCCACGAGAUCAAAGGAUACAGUUGUUAAUUCAGAAGAUUGAAUUUCUUCCAUUUGUGGCAGAAAUCUUGAGUGCUGGAAAGAAGUUUGCUCUCGAGACAAUUAAGGCUCCAUUUCUUUGCGCACAGCUUAGGUUAUUGGAUGGUCAAUUCAAGAACCACUGGAAAGGUACUUUCCUGGGACUGAAGCAAAAGUUGGACUUGUUGAAGCACAAUGGUUCUCUCCCAGUUCAUGUAUUUGUAAUGACUGAUCUUCCCCAGCUUAAUUGGACCGGAACUUAUUUGGGGGAUUUGGCAAAAGAUUUUGAUGCUUUUAAACUGUUUGUUCUGACAGAGGAAGAUGAGUUAGUAGCUGAAACUACUACGGAACUUUUAAAUGCAGGAAAUGCUAUGAAGCUUCAAUCUGAUUCUAGUAACUUUGAAGGGAGAGAUCAGCAAUGUGAUGCUCUGUCUUUGCCUGAUAUACGUUUAUAUGUGGAAGAAACUAUAUGUAGCUGUGCAUCUCUAGGUUUCAUCGGGACUGCUGGGUCAACCAUUGCUGAAAGCAUAGGAUUGAUGAGAAAACAUAGCAUAUGUUCAAAAUGAAAUUCACUUUACUGUCAGUGUAUAUGUUCAACAAAUUCAACCGCUGAUGCUGCCUCAUCUAAGGGAAUUUGAUCUUGUGUGUCACUUGCUUUUGUGCAUAUAAGAGUAAACAUUAAAUGGAGAAAAGCUAAAUGAUCAACUUGUUGAACUUUUGUGGCUAGCCUUAACAAUCCCAGCUGAGGACAAAUUGACAGGGAAUAGAUGCACCAAAGGACCAGUCGAGGAUAUUUCUUCGCCCCGAUGUACCCAAAAGGGCGUUCUGAUAUCAUUGAGGUGCGGUGCUUGCUGCCCCCAUCACCCCCUCCCCGCAUGAUUCCCCGGUUCAUAACUGCUGUUAUAAUGGUGAGAAAAAUGGUUUAAUGAAAGGAUGGCAUGUUUCAAAUAUUCUCUCCUGUUAUCCAAAUUUAAGUCAACAAUCUUCAACUGGUUUUUGUCUUGCCUAUUUAUAUGUAAUUUGAGUACUUGGGAAAGAAUACCUCUGCUCUAGCAAGCAGACCUGGAAACUUGUAACUAAGAGUCUUUCACCAAAGUGUCUAUCCAUACACUUUUUGAGUAUGAAUUCCUAUAAUAAUUAUCACAAAACUGGGUUUCCUUGGACGACUGAUGGUUAAUAACUUUUUUCUUGACACUUUAAAAGAGCAGUAGUUGCAUUGCACUAUCUCUGAUUCUGUAAUGAACUGUAAAAUAAUGAUUAUAACAAAUCUGGCAACAAACUUAAUUUGCUAAUACCAUGGAACCCUCUUUGAAUCUGAUGGUGUUCUUGUGCAUGAACGAGACAUAUGCGCUGUGCAUUCAUAAUCAAUGGCCAACAUGUCCUCUAAUGAUUGAAAAAUAGAUUACCUGAACCACAAGAUGCUAGCAUGAAGAAUUUUUCUUGUCCGUCAUACAUAGCAUGUCAAUUGUCAAUGAAUUCCUUAAAAUUCCAUACACUUGUUUUCAUUCUGAAAGUUGCUUUAAUUAUAAUAUUCUCUCACACUAAACCAACAGUGUAUGGUGGAAGGAAGUUCUCUUCUGUUGUGGGCUUAAAAGAAUCUCGGUUGGGGUAUUAAUUGAUAAUAACAUAUCAAUAAUACAUUUAGAAGAUUUCUCAUUAAUUCGUACCAUCCUUGUUAUUCGCAGAAGAAUCCUGAAGAAGGAGUUUUUAACAUAAACUAAUUUUUCAACCUGAAAAGGAAUGUUUUCCAGCUCUGUUUUGGAUUAUGUUUCCUCUUCUCAAUUUCUCUCCUCUUAAGCGCAUAGGGGAUGGGUUGAGAAAAGAGGAUGGAUGAUUUUCUACACCUAUGCAAUGGGUUCUUUACAAACUUGCAAUAUAUGCUCAUCUGAUACUUGAAGUUGAAGUAUAUUAUCUUAAUUAUGGUUUUCUUCAAAUUUCAAUUUUGUGUGGUGAGUGCUGGCAAUGUUUUGCGGGUGAGACAAAUCAUUCUAUAAAAGACUUAUCUGGUUCAAAUCAGGUUGUUUCUUUUUGGAGAAAGAGGGAGUUGGAAAUGUCUGAGUACACCUUCAGAGUUUGUUAUUCAUGGACAAUUCCCCUGUUUGGUUUUCUGUAGUCAUCCCAAGCUCUUCAGGUUUAACUGUGAUACAAUGACAGGGUCUUUCUCUUUGGCCAGUAUCACAAGGCUGGUAGUUUGGUGGGAAGGUACCAAGCAAAAAACUGUUCUUCAUGAUUGUAUUUGUUGAUUGAGGUAAUCAGAGAACUAGUUGAUUAGCUUCGGUCAAUUAGCAUGACUUUCUUCAUGUUUAAGUUUAGAUAUGUGGUCGAGUUUAAUAUCUGCAAAGAAACCUGCUUACACUUAUGCAACUUUUGUUAUGUUUGAACAGGCCCUGUACUUUUCAUAGGGAUCGUUAUCGUUUUGGUCCUGAACAUAGCUUGUUAAUGUUGAUUAGUAUUGCAUCUCUACUUACUGCUGAAGUUCCUACGUGCUACAGUUUAUGAAUACAUUUAACUGAUCAGACUUGCUUUAAUGAGUUUUCCCUGUAUUAUUCUCAUUCAGUGUUUAGGUUUAAAGGUUCUUUCUGCAUCUUCUUCCUCAUAUUCUGCUAAUCCAAACUCAAAGCUGUCAAGCCUGCCAUCACUUAGUGGGAACUGCUAUCUCUCUAGUUUCAGUUGUGCAGGUUUGUUUUUAUAUUGUCUUGUUUUCAUUGUAUAGACCACGAAUGUUCAAGUGGUGGAUAGUUUGGCAUCAAGAUAUGGGCUACACUGAUGGUAUUGGAGUCAAAGCAUGUUACUUGCAAGAUUCAUAUUUUAGCAACUGGGAGAUGUAAAAUGUUCAAAACUCAAUCAUCUUCCUUUUCAAGCAAUCUGCCAUCUUGGUGGAUGUUGCACCACUUUGAGGGCUUACAUGUGCUGCAGAAUCAGUGAUUUUCCCUCGCAUUGACAUCUAUGUUCAACCCUCUGUCGAAUAUUUUUUCACAGUGGACUUUAUUAUGAAGAAACAGGGAUCUCUUCCGAAUUUGUCAAAUAUUUACAUUCUUUACACCCAUUCAUAUGUUAGUUUGUUAACUGUUUGUGUGGCCCAUUACAUGGAGCCACAAAGAAGAAUAUAUGUUUUCAUCUGAUUUUAUAUUCCGAAUUUUUUACUGCUGAUGUAAUGUUUGGAACAGUGUUGUGAUUUUCCAAAUUCGUUUCUUAAAUGUUAACUUUCACAUAAAAGCAUUUGUGUCACCCAACUACCAUAGGUUCUUCUCAGAAUUACCAAUUUUGAUGUGUAGGGGAUUAUGCCCUUACCACUCACAUAUGACAGUUUUAAUUUGAUUACCAUUUUUUUGCAUUUUAAGUAAUUCUCAACGUAAAUAAAAUUAUUUUUGUCUUUAUUAAUAAUAUUUGUUUGGAACCAAUGAAUAUUUUGUUGUCAACUGAAGUUCAGUGAAAUUAUUUCUGGUCUAUGCUGUUAGUGUUAAGGAAUUCACUUGUGUCAUUAAAUUUGGAGAAGUGAAAAUUAUGACUCAUGUUAUGAAAAAAGUCAUAAACUGAAGGUGCCACCUUUAUAUUGAUCAGAGAUGUAGUUAUAGAAAUUUGGCUUUCUUCAUUGGUUUCAGUUAGCGGGAAAGAGAGGCAAAAGGGGAAGGGGGAGAGGAAUUUACUUCCAUAAAAGAAGUAUAUUUUUUUCAAGUUGUUUUGCAUGGCCAAAUGAAGGAAAUUUCAAGUACUUACCAUUGUUUGAUAUGAUGAAACUAAAAUGAGAAGGAAAGAAUGAAUUUUCUAUUUUACUAAUUCACCCUUUUUCUUAUUUAUGUGUUAGAUAGUGAAUUGAUAGACAAUUAAAUAAUUUGAAAUUACUAAUAACCAACUAUAUAUUUAAUUGAAUAACUUCAACUUUUUGGCUAGGUAUGACUUCUUGCAAAAGUAGAAGAAUAUAGUCACAGUUUUUCUUAGCAUCGGAUAAAGGUACAUAUGAAAAGUAUAAUUAGGUUUGAGCUCUGGUUGUAUUUAUCUACAUUCCUUUAUAUUCAUGCUUUUCACAUACGUUGGCUUUUUACCUCAAUGUACCAGCUCUUAUGGUGGGAAGCCAUGGUGGGGCGGUUGGGGAUGUACAAGAGAAAUAGGGAAAGGUGUACAAGUGUUAUUGCCUGUAGUUUUGACAUAUCUGUCGAUGUGUUCUCCAUCAGGUUUCUCAUUGAUGGUGCAGAUCAUAUUUCUAUUUGUAGUAAUGUGUUGAUCCAACUUCUCCUGAUGUCUCCCCUAAAUGUCUUACUUUCACUUGAUGUCAAUAUUUAAAAUGCUGGCCAGGAAUAAUGCCCGAAUUAUGAUAUCUGGCUCAUAGAAAUGUUUAGCAACAGGUGUUUUAUUGCUUAGAAUAGUAUAUCCACAUUUAUUUUCUUGCUAGUUCAAUUAGGUUAAUAGCGUAGUUCAUCCCACCAGGUUGUUCAGAUUAGGAGUGCAGAAGAGUGGGAGCUUGCACAAGUGAGUUAAUCUCUCUACUAUAUCUACUAUAUCUGUUCCCUACUUGGCUAGCAAAUAUUCUUUCACUUUUUCUAGUUUCUCUAAAAAAUGCAGGGUUUCCCAUUGAAGUUUGGAUUUCGAAUGUCAUUAUAUCCCGUUAAACAUGUUUCUGAUAGAAAUUCCAUUUAAGUAAACUAAAUGCUUAUUACUGGUCCAAUAUUAGCAAGUUAUAAAUUUUCUUUUAUGUUUAGAAGGUGAAGAUUUCAUACUGUUGGAAGUUAGCAGGCAUAUAAUGUUUUGCUAGUUUCUAGGACAUGGAUGAUCUCCCUCAAUGGAGAUCGAUGCGGUUAACUCUAAGAAAAGUCAGAUCAUUCUUUAGUUUCCUUCUGUAGGUAUUGUUCUCAGUUCACAGUUGCAAACUCAUGGAGUUGAAAUUAUAUGUGCUCUCUUGCUUUAAACCCGAGCUUCCGAACUCGAGUUCUUUCUUUCAUGUCUUUGUGCAUUUCCUGUGGGGGCUAUGUCACACUUCAUUCAAGGCACCAGAUGUUUAUGGAGUUUUCCAGUAUAAGUUCUGAGUCAGAGGCUUGAGUAUACUUAUCUCUUUCAAAACAGGUGAGUUGUCAUUUGUUAGUUCACAAGUAAUAUGUCUCUGUAUGUGUUAAAUUAGCCCCCAGUAAUGAGAGGGACAAGCUACUUGUCAUACCAAGACCCAAGUUAAAUUAUGGCGGGUUCAGUGGUGGAAUUUGUCCUUGGCUGAAUUCAUGCACAUUUCUCUUGCUUCCUCAGUUUCUCUUAAUCUCACCAGUCACCACCACCGCUAUUGCGUACAAGUCUGGGCACAACUCUCCCAUGUGUGUUAAACUAGGGAUGCUGUAAAUGUUUUGUUUCCAUUUUCUUGGUUCACAGAUUGGUUAUGCUCCAGUGAGCAUUUUGUUCUAUUAGAAAGAGGGUUGUUGGAGCAACCGUGCGUGAUUCCCAUACAACUGGUCAGCCAUUGCAUUUCAUUGGGGAUCAUCUGAAAAAUGAGGGGCUGUUGCUGAAACUCAAUGUUAAGAAAAAUUCGGGCCUCCAGAGAUGGGAACUUGGUUGGUAAUUGGUAAUGCCUAUAGGUCAUAAUUAUCCUGGGAUGAUAUCUAAUGUUGUCGUUGUAAUCUACAGAAGUGGUUGUAUGCAUUUUUCGCAUUUAUAAGGAGAUACAUGCUGCAAAUUGAUAGAUUCUAGAUUGCAAAAAGUUGGAUCUUAUGUUCCUACGCCAUGUUGCUUUAAGACAGAAAAGAAUAUGAAGACUACAUAACUAGGAAGUACAGGAGAUUUUUGGUUUUUGCAUAAUAUAUUUUACGAGAAAUCCAACUCCUUGCUAAAGCAAGCAAACUAUGCCGUAAAAUUUUUAUCCGCACACAAAUCAAAUUAGUCACAUAUUAAAUGUGAUAUAUUUGUCAUGUGAUUGGUUGCAGUCUUUGAACUUUAAGAAAGAAGAGUAAUGCACAGAUGUUGAAGGAAGAAAGCUGGAGGAAGAAAACGAUGAUGAACAGUGCUGAGCUUUUGAUUGAAGAAAGAAAGUUGCUAUUCAACAAAUGCGCUAGCGUUUUUAUAAGUAGUUUACUAGUUUUUGCAGCACACCUUUGUGUAAUGCGACUCUUUUAGCGAUUAGCAACUUAUGGUUAGGCUAGUUAGGUUAGUUAGCUGUUAGCCGUUAAAUGAAGGUAAACUACCCUUCUUGCCUAUAAAUGAACGAUUAUUGUACUUCUUCACUAGAACAGAUAUACAGUAAUGAAGCUCGAUUUUCUU